AACAACAACUCCAGAAUCGACAACAACUCCAGAACCGACAACAACUCCAGAACCGACAACGACUCCAGAGCCCACUACGACUCCAGAACCGACAACUCCAGAACCGACAACAACUCCAGAACCGACAACAACUCCAGAACCGACAACAACUCCAGAACCGACAACGACUCCAGAGCCCACUACGACUCCAGAACCAACAACGACUCCAGAACCGACAACAACUCCAGAACCGACAACAACUCCAGAACCGACAACAACUCCAGAACCGACAACGACUCCAGAGCCCACUACGACUCCAGAACCAACAAUGACUCCAGAACCGACAACAACUCCAGAACCGACAACGACUCCAGAACCGACAACAACUCCAGAACCGACAACCACCCCAGAACCGACAACAACUCCAGAACCAACAACAACUCCAGAACCAACAACAACUCC
This is a messenger RNA of Lottia gigantea (owl limpet), 441 nucleotides long. RefSeq lists its product as hypothetical. Lineage: Eukaryota; Metazoa; Mollusca; Gastropoda; Lottiidae. The annotation marks the transcript as partial. The record is from RefSeq and is a predicted model, not a curated record. The transcript has a single exon.